CCCAAAUGUCUCAGCAACAGGCUACGGAAUGAAGAAAUUUGUGUUUAGUAUUUCCCCAAAUGCAUUUAGGCCAUUGACUUAUAUUGAUAAAACUGUUUUGUAGUCACGUGUCAAAACAUUAUGUGGUUAUAGGUAUAUGGUCAGAUAGCUAUUUAUUACCAGAUCUUUCGAUAUGUUUCGCGAAGUUUCUAGAGUUCUCGAGUUUUCUAUAAGUUGAUAUAAGGAAGUGUGUAGUGGUAAGUUCCGGAGAAAAGUAGGUUUUGUGAGUUUUUGAAUGAAAAAAAGGCAAGAAGUGGCUAUUAAUAAUCUAUCUUUGGCAUUUUUUUGUUAAAGAGAUUCGCUUUUCUGUCAGUUAGAACCUAAGUACUUUUUGGGCAAAAGGCCCCCGGCCUGCCCUGAUGAGCAGAAGAAGUCAAGUCAAGAAGUGGCUAUUCAUGACAAUUGAUGUCGAGAAGUGAGAUUUUAAGUACAUCCACGAACCUGAAGCGACAAGCGGUGAGGAGUUCCUCAGAAGUCUGUCAAGCAGUGAGUUCAGUAAAUGCUGGUUACCUUCAGAACCGCAGAGUACUACCAGAGGCGACACUGUCAAAAAUCAGGUUCUAUCACUUGAGUUCUAUGGAUUUGGUGGGAUUCCUGUUGCUGAGACAUUUGGGAUUUAUGCGUGGAAUGUUUUGACACGUGGCCACAAAACAGUUUUAUCAAUACGAAUCAAUUAUCUGGCCUAAAUACAUUUGCGGAAAUAAUAAACACAAAUUUCUUCAUUCUGUAGAUUGAAUAUGACAUUCGUGACGUCAGGCUAAUAACGCAUAACAACACCUAGGAAAAAAUCCUCCGGACGUUAUUGAACAUAAGCGGGAAAUGUGGUUAGCAGUUGGUAACACGAAGAUCAAUGGGACCGACAGCAGGUGUCGCAUCUGCUGUGUUUCAGUUUCAACCACAAAACAUUAACUCAAUUUUCAUCAACCUUGGCACAAGUGACUUUUGCGCCGUUCUGUGAUUCAUAUCAGCCCAAAGUGUGUUUGUGAGUUUGUGUAUGUUUUGUGUAUCACCUGAGUUGUUGGGUUGUGGUUUCGUGUUUGUUCCGUUUUCCAUUGAGGUUGCUGAUUCGAGUUUUUUGUGUUGGUCGAUUUCGGGUUAAUUAAAUCAUGGUAAACUGGCCUGCAAUUGGUUUCACCAUCCUCCCAAAUGUUGGUGGUCUUGCUGGAGGUCUAAUCACAAGGCCAGCUAUAGAAAAAUGGUAUGUCCAAUUGAAGAAACCAGAUUGGAGGCCACCCAACUGGGCAUUUGGCCCCAUUUGGACAUCACUUUAUUGUGGAAUGGGAUAUGCCUCAUACUUAGUGUGGAAAGAAGGGGAUUGGCAUCAAGAACCUGUAAGGACAGCACUGGCGAUGUAUGGCGUUAAUUUAGUUGCUAAUUGGACAUGGACACCAAUUUUUUUUGGAGCUAAGAACAUUCAACUGGCCCUUUAUGAAAUCCAAAUAAUCAACGUGACGGCGGCUGCCACUGCUUACCUUUUCUACAAAAUCAACCCUUACGCGGGUCUGCUGCUCUUGCCUUAUUGUGCCUGGUUAGGACUGGCGACAGCUCUCAAUUACGUCAUUUGGAGGGAUAACAAAGAUAAGAAAAUUGAGGAAAUCAAAGACAGAUAGAAUCAUCACUCAUGUGCCGAGUGUUAUAUCACCAUUCCAGCAUAUGUUGCAUGUGUCGUGAAAAAUACCAAAGUGUACCUAUACAAUAGAUAUGAAAAUUUUUGUCGGAAAUAAAAAUGGGAGAAACAUGCAGCGCU
Molecule: messenger RNA, 1786 nt
Organism: Acanthoscelides obtectus
Lineage: Eukaryota; Metazoa; Arthropoda; Insecta; Coleoptera; Chrysomelidae
Source: the annotation of a GenBank genome assembly